AUGGAUUUAAUUGAGUCCAUUACUUUUCAGCCUCCUCUGUGGUCUAUAGAACAAGAGCGCAUAAUUAAGCUACCUUACGAACAUCUCGCUUCGAAUCCAGGAAAGAAUAUUCGGAACAAACUAAUUCAUGUGUUCAAUAAGUUUUACAAGCUUGAUGAGGAUAAGGUAAAUAAGAUAUCACAACUUUUGGAGAUUUUGCAUAUUUCUAGCUUGUUAAUAGAUGAUAUAGAAGAUGAUUCACCAUACCGUCGUGGGCGCCCAUCUGCACAUGUUUUAUACGGUACUCCAAUGACUAUAAAUGCAGCCAACUAUAUGUAUUUUGUUUCCAUGUUGCAUUUACAGCAGUUAUCAGAGAAUGAGGAGUCAGCCACUCUGACUAAACUACUGGUGAUAUUUAACGAGGAAAUGGUGAAUUUGCAUCGGGGCCAAGGGCUGGAUAUAUAUUGGAGAGACAAUUUUGUUAUUCCGAAUGAACAGGAUUACUUUCAGAUGGUCAUGAAUAAGACUGGCGGGCUUUUUAGGUUGGCAGUACGUAUUAUGGAGUGUUUGCAGAGCAAUUACGAUAAAACCCUGGUACCAUUUAGUAAUCUACUUGGCGUUUUAUACCAAGUUCGCGAUGAUUAUAUGAAUCUUAAGGACCCUCAGAUGAUUCAGAGCAAGGGAUUUGCUAGCGACAUUACAGAAGGAAAGUUUUCAUACCCUCUGAUCCAUGCCUUACAUUAUGCGAAAGCGCAAGACCCAGAAGGGUUUGAAUUCCUAACUUCAACGCUUAAGAUGCGUUCUCCUGAUGAUGAUGUCAAGAACAAAGUGGUUGACUACCUUGAAAAUGUAAGUCUUUCCAUACAGCAUACUAAAAAAUGGUUGGAAGAGUUUACCGAUUCGAUUAAAGAAAAAUAUAUGCCUGGCGAUGAUAAGGAGCUAUUUAACAUCAUAGAGAGUCUUGGCUCACUAUAA
Molecule: messenger RNA, 954 nt
Organism: Eremothecium sinecaudum
Lineage: Eukaryota; Fungi; Ascomycota; Saccharomycetes; Saccharomycetales; Saccharomycetaceae
Gene: BTS1
Product: farnesyltranstransferase
Exons: 1
Coding region: 1-954 (317 amino acids)
Biological process (GO): isoprenoid biosynthetic process
Molecular function (GO): prenyltransferase activity
Source: RefSeq, a predicted model, not a curated record